AUGCCUUUCCUGGCCGUGUUUUCCACCCCCAGUUUUGGCCUGAAGACCUCGACCAUACAGCUAAAAGAGGUGGUUUGCAUCGGGAGUGGUGCCACUACGAUCACUCUGCUACCAGUGCUGGCGCAGGGGUCUUCCAUCGUCACCAUGCUGCAGCGCAGUCCGUCAUACAUCGCGUCGAUACCCAACAGAACCUCUUCUUCUUGGUUGUGGAGGCAGAUACCAAGGCCUCUAGCAUAUACUCUUAAUCGGCUUUGGUUUAUGAUCGUCCCGAUGCGCUUCUAUGUUUUCCGCCGUAUGUUUCCCACAACGUCAAGCAACUUGAUCCGCAGGGGCGCCGCGAAACAACUACCCGAAGGUUAUCCUACCGAUCCGGACUUCAAUCCACGUUACAACCCAUUCGAUCAGCGCGUCUGCUUCGCCCCGAAUGGUGAAUUUUAUGCCGCGAUAUGCAGUGGUUGGGCGAACGUGGUUACGGGAACGAUAGAGAAAAUCGUUGAUGAUGGCAUCAUUCUCAAGUAUGGAGUAAAGAUUGUCGCCGACAUGAUCAUCACUGCUACGGGGCCCAAAUUGCAGUUAGGGGGUAGAAACCACCGAUGGAAUUGA
Cladophialophora bantiana CBS 173.52 is the source of this 603-nucleotide messenger RNA. RefSeq lists its product as uncharacterized. The coding region runs from base 1 to 603 and encodes 200 amino acids. Lineage: Eukaryota; Fungi; Ascomycota; Eurotiomycetes; Chaetothyriales; Herpotrichiellaceae. The transcript has a single exon. The record is from RefSeq and is a predicted model, not a curated record.